Lycium ferocissimum is the source of this 1951-nucleotide messenger RNA. RefSeq names its product 4-coumarate--CoA ligase 2. NCBI's taxonomy places the organism in Eukaryota, Viridiplantae, Streptophyta, Magnoliopsida, Solanales, Solanaceae. The coding region runs from base 86 to 1723 and encodes 545 amino acids. The record is from RefSeq and is a predicted model, not a curated record. Gene Ontology annotation, molecular function: CoA-ligase activity. The transcript is spliced from 6 exons.
UCUUGGCGUGUCCAAAUUUUUCUCAAACUAUAUCACUACUUUUUUUUUUUUUGCUUCGCCAUUCUCAAACUAAGUAAUAACAAAUAUGACGAUGGAGAGGGAAACAAAACAAGUUGAUAUAAUUUUCCGAUCAAAGCUCCCUGAUAUUUACAUCCCGAAUCAUCUUCCAUUACACACUUAUUGCUUCGAAAACAUUUCAGAAUUCAGUUCACGUCCUUGUUUAAUCAAUGGAGCCAACAAUCAAAUUUACACGUACGCUGAUGUUGACCUCAGUUCAAGAAAAGUUGCGGCCGGCCUUCACAAGAAAUUUGGGAUCCAACAAAAGGACACUAUCAUGAUCUUAUUGCCCAAUUCUCCAGAAUUUGUAUUUGCUUUCAUUGGUGCAUCGUACCUUGGAGCUAUUUCAACAAUGGCCAAUCCUUUGUUUACGUCUGCUGAAGUUGUGAAACAAGCCAAGGCUUCUAAUGCUAAGAUCAUUGUCACACAAGGGUGCCAUGUGAACAAGGUGAAGGAUUAUGCGUUGGAGAAUGAUGUGAAGAUCGCGUGCAUCGACUCGGCCCCGGAGGGUUGUUUCCACUUCUCCGAGCUAACUCAGGCCGAUGAGCACGAUAUCCCUGAGGUAGAAAUCCAGCCAGAUGACGUGGUGGCGUUGCCGUAUUCCUCUGGGACAACCGGUUUACCUAAAGGGGUGAUGUUGACACACAAGGGGCUUGUCACAAGCGUGGCUCAACAAGUUGAUGGUGAAAAUCCUAAUUUGUAUAUCCACAGUGAGGACGUGAUGCUUUGUGUGUUGCCCUUGUUUCAUAUCUACUCCCUCAACUCCAUUUUGCUAUGUGGGUUAAGGAUUGGUGCAGCCAUUCUGAUUAUGCAGAAAUUUGAUAUUGUUCCAUUCUUGGAAUUGAUACAAAAUUACAAGGUCACAAUAGGGCCAUUUGUGCCACCAAUUGUUUUGGCCAUUGCUAAGAGUCCAAUGGUUGAUAAUUACGAUCUUUCAUCAGUAAGAACCGUUAUGUCGGGGGGUGCACCAUUAGGAAAGGAAGUUGAAGACGCUGUUCGAGCCAAAUUUCCUAAUGCUAAACUUGGUCAAGGUUAUGGGAUGACAGAAGCCGGACCAGUGCUUGCAAUGUGUUUGGCAUUUGCAAAAGAAGGCUUUGAAAUAAAAUCAGGAGCAUGUGGUACAGUUGUGAGAAAUGCUGAGAUGAAAAUUGUGGAUCCUGAUACUGGCAUUUCUCUUCCCAGAAACCAAUCUGGAGAAAUUUGUAUUAGAGGGGACCAGAUCAUGAAAGGUUACCUAAAUGACCCGGAGGCCACUGCACGAACAAUAGACAAAGAAGGAUGGUUACAUACGGGUGACAUUGGUUAUAUUGACAACGAUGAUGAACUUUUCAUUGUGGAUCGAUUAAAGGAACUUAUAAAAUACAAAGGAUUUCAAGUUGCACCUGCUGAACUUGAAGCCCUUCUCCUCAACCAUCCCAACAUUUCCGAUGCUGCUGUUGUUCCCAUGAAGGACGAGCAAGCGGGAGAAGUUCCAGUGGCAUUUGUUGUUAGAAAAAUUGGAUCCACUAUUACUGAAGAUGAGGUGAAGGAAUUCGUAUCAAAGCAGGUGAUAUUUUAUAAGAGGAUAAAGCGGGUAUUUUUUGUGGAUGCUGUUCCUAAAUCUCCAGCUGGCAAAAUCCUUAGAAAGGACUUGAGAGCUAAACUAGCUGCUGGAUAUCCAAAUUAAUACUUUUGGCUUCAGCUUUAUUGGAGAUAAUAACUAAAUCGAAGACAAAUUACUUUUUAUUAAAAGUUACAUAAUAUGUUCUUUGAAUUGUAUUUGUACGUUCAACCACCUGCCUCUUUGGUCAAAAUUAAUUAACCGAUUGGGAAAAGGAGGAAAAUGUAUGUAAAUUUGAAUGCAAGAACUUCAAUUGCUUAAAAUGUGGUAUAUACUUCAAAUGUCCUUUUGGUA